UCAAGGGCUCGGGGCUGAACCUCCUCAUCAACAAUGCUGGUGUAGGAAAUAACAACUCGCUUGACACCGAGACACUAGACGACAUGCUCCAUGUGUUCACUACCAACACCGUUGCACCUCUGCUGCUCAGCCAGGCGUUCCUGCCCCUUCUGAAGAAGGCAGCCCAGGGGAACCCAGGCUCAGGGUUGAGCUGCAGCAAGGCAGCCAUCAUCAACAUGUCCAGCACUGCUGGAUCCAUUCAGGACCUCUAUCUGUGGCAGUACGGACAAGCGCUCUCAUAUCGUUGCAGCAAGGCUGCUCUGAACAUGCUCACCAGGUGCCAGUCCAUGGGGUACCGGGAACACGGCAUCCUCUGCGUUGCUCUCCAUCCCGGCUGGGUCAAAACAGACAUGGGAGGCACAUUAGAAGAUAAGCCCCCGCUGACGGUGGACGCGAGCGUAGGAGGGAUGCUGAAGGUGCUCUCCAAGCUCUCCGAGAAGGACAGCGGGACCUUCCUGGACUGGGAAGGGAACGUGGUGGCCUGGUGAGGUGCUAGCCCGGCCUCCUGCCUGGAUCCUGGCACUGGCCCCUCUAGUGCAGCCUUCCCCCUCAAUAAAUCCAUAUCUGAGAACAGCAA
Molecule: messenger RNA, 616 nt
Organism: Meleagris gallopavo (turkey)
Lineage: Eukaryota; Metazoa; Chordata; Aves; Galliformes; Phasianidae
Source: RefSeq, a predicted model, not a curated record